This is a messenger RNA of Colletotrichum chrysophilum, 1512 nucleotides long. RefSeq lists its product as uncharacterized. Gene Ontology annotation, molecular function: catalase activity; heme binding. Lineage: Eukaryota; Fungi; Ascomycota; Sordariomycetes; Glomerellales; Glomerellaceae. The record is from RefSeq and is a predicted model, not a curated record. Gene Ontology annotation, biological process: response to hydrogen peroxide; hydrogen peroxide catabolic process. Gene Ontology annotation, cellular component: peroxisome; mitochondrion; cytoplasm. Bases 1 to 1512 code for a protein of 503 amino acids. The transcript is spliced from 6 exons.
AUGGGAUCCGACGAGAAGCCCCCUUCCACCUACCGGUACAACGAGAAGCCGACUUACACCACCUCCAAUGGCGCGCCGGUCCAGAACCCCCAGCAUUGGCAGCGUCCCGGUCCCAACGGACCUCUCCUGCUCCAGGACUUCCACCUGAUCGACCUGCUUGCUCACUUUGACCGCGAGCGCAUUCCCGAGCGUGUCGUGCACGCCAAGGGUGCCGGUGCUUAUGGCGAGUUCGAGGUCACUCACGACAUCAGCGACAUCACCUCGAUCAACAUGCUCAACCAGGUCGGCAAGAAGACCAAGGCCGUCGUCCGUUUCUCUACCGUCGGUGGAGAGAAGGGUUCCGCCGACUCUGCGCGCGAUCCCCGCGGUUUCGCCAUCAAGUUCUACACCGAGGAGGGCAACUGGGACUGGGUCUACAACAACACUCCCAUCUUCUUCCUCCGCGACCCGAGUCUUUUCCCGGUUUUCAUUCACACCCAGAAGCGCCACCCGCAAACUAACCUGAAGGAUGCCACCAUGUUCGAUUAUUGGUCCUCCCAUGCGGAAUGCGUCCAUCAAUUGAUGCAUUUGUUCUCUGAUCGUGGAACUCCUUACUCUUACAGACACAUGAACGGUUAUUCCGGCCACACGCACAAGUGGACCAAGCCCGAUGGCUCUUUCGUUUACGUCCAGAUUCACUUGAAGACCGACCAAGGAAACAAGACUUUCACCAACGAGGAGGCUGGCAAGAUGGCGUCCGAGAAUCCCGACUGGCACACCCAGGACCUCUUUGAGUCCAUCCAGAAGGGCGACCACCCUAGCUGGACAGUCUACGUCCAGACUCUUACCCCCGAACAGGCCGAGAAGUUCAAGUGGAACGUCUUUGACCUGACAAAGGUCUGGCCUCAGAGCGAGGUUCCUUUGAGGCCCUUCGGCAAGCUCACCCUCAACAAGAACCCUGAGAACUACUUCGCCGAGAUUGAGCAGGUCGCCUUCUCUCCCUCUCACCUGGUUCCCGGUGUUGAGCCCUCAGCCGACCCCGUCCUUCAGGGCCGUCUCUUCUCUUACCCCGAUACCCAUCGUCACCGUCUUGGUGUCAACUACCAACAGAUUCCCGUCAACCAGCCCCUGAACUCCUUCAACCCCUUCCAGAGAGACGGUGCCAUGGCUGUCAACGGCAACUACGGUGCUAACCCCAACUACCCCUCCACUUUCCGCCCUCUCAACUACGCACCCGUCAAGGCCGCCAGCCCUCACGAGCAGUGGGCCGGCAAGGUCGUCGAGGAUCUCUUCGGCCCCAUCACCGACCAGGACUACGAGCAGGCCAACGGUCUCUGGAAUGUCCUCGGCCGCACACCCGGCCAGCAGGAGAACUUUGUCAAGAACAUCUCUGGCGCUCUUGCUGGCGCCAUCCCCGAGGUCCGCUCGCGCACCUACGAGAUGUUCUCCAAGGUCAACCCGACGCUCGGUGGUGCUAUCAUGAAGGCGACUGAGAAGAUUGCUGCUCCCGAGGAGCCCCGCGCCAAGUUGUAA